GGUAUUAAUUCCAGGGUGUUGCUGUCAUUAAAACCAAUAACAUAAUAUCUGACUGCGCUUUCCAAUCUCUCUCAGGAAGAAGCCGGGACUGAUAAACAAUGAACCGCCGGUAGUUGGCAGUCAGGUUCUCCGGAGUUAUGCAAUUUCUUUACAGCUCCCCUUAAGAAGUUAAGCCUUACAGCCAGGAAGAAAAUCAGCCAAUACCAUAGCCGCCAUCACCGUAGUUCACCCAGUCAAAGUCGCUCAGUUGUCCAACUUAGAAAAUGAGCUUGUAUGUAGGUUAUUGUACAGGUCAUAUGGCAUACUUGAAUCCGCUUCUUCGAUAUACGCCGGAAACAAGUGACAAACUCUAUUUCAAAUUCAAGCAAAGAAUUGGCCAUCAUUGCUUAUUCUUUGGUUUCUGGGUAUGGCUGAGUAACGAUUAUGUGGAACAAUAAUAAGAAAUUUGUGGCCUGAAAAAAAAGGGGACCAAUUAGCAUUGGUUGCCUGAACAUAAUCCAGACGGUCGGGCAGCCCAUUUGGGAUUAGCAGGCUUAUGAGAGAUGUGGAUAUAAAAUAAGAUAUAGUAUAGUAAUCUUGAGACUAGUAAGAUAUCAACCCUCUAUUUCUCUUCUUCCCUUUUUCAAUCUAUACUCAUCUUAGCCCGAUCAGGAUUUUUAUGACUGUCAAGCCAUGGGUGACAUGAAAUAUGAACUGUCCGAUAUGGACAAAAUCGGUAUCACGAAGACUGUGAAAGUCUUACUAUUCUAUGAGCUCCAACCCACCAUUGAUCCAGAUAGAUUGGUCACCUCCAUGGCGGAAGGGGUGAAGAACGCGACCAUCCAACUGCCCUUCAUGGCAGGGAACCUGGAAUUCAACGAGUAUGGUAAACUUUGUAUUGUGAUACCACCAGGAAGCCAGGUCAAACUCAAUAUUCGCCGGUUUGAGUACAAGGAACAAAAAUCGCUUUCCACCCUAGUCCAGGACUCAUUUUCUCCAGAUAAUAUGGACUUUAUCGAGUUUUUACCGGAGGAGCCAGCAACCCCAAAGCAGAUCUGCGCUCUUCAAUUAAGUCUCGUGGAGGGUGGCCUGAUUCUAGGGUUAUUGAUAAAUCACGCGGCUGGAGACUGGUCUGCCAUUGAUACAUUUGUGUCUCUUAUCUGUCAAAGCUGCAAGGCACAUCAGGAAGAGUUGAAAAUGCCUACCUACACCCCAGACCUCAACAGAGCUCCAUACAACGCGCCAGAGAUCGGCUCAACCUUCUCCAGGCAAGAACAUCUGGAAAAGCUCCCAAUGUUCCACGUCAUGGAGAAGAGCCAAUUCAAACUAAAGCCGCCACCUACCUUCCGAUCAAGCAUGUACAGGGUCUCUGAGUCAUCCAUACAACAGCUCAAAGCACGGUGCACCCCAUAUCUGACCGAGGUAGACUACAUAACCUCGUACGACUGCAUAUCUGCACUUGCCUGGACGUCAAUUACACGUGCCCGGCUCAAUCUGCACCCAGAAAAAUCCUCCUUGCCAUCCCGUUUCGUUCACCCCAUUGAUGUCCGCACUCGCGAUCCAGAGAAGAAAACUUCUGAGCGUUACUUUGGCAACGCCGUCAUCGGGUCUCAAGCAGGCCCUGCUACUGCCGAAACCCUGGUUUCAGAUGGUGACCGUGGUCUCGCAGCUGCAGCUACCUUAAUCCGUCAAUCUAUAAACUCCACCAACCUAUACACGAUCAGCCACAUGACCUCCCUCAUAAAGUCGCUCACUCCGAUGGAGACACUGGGCUCCCAGGCAGACUUCAGUGAUAUGGACGUGUUCAUGAAUACUUGGUACUCGGGGAAUGCCCAAAAGUACGAUAUUGGGGGUGAUUUGAGACCUGUUGCAUUUCGGGUUCCUUUGUCCCUCCCUGGAGCUUGCGCGGUAAUCUUGCCAAACUUUUCAAGUGGAGCAACGAGGAUCUUUGAGGUUUUAGUGCAGGUAGAGGUUGAGGAACAUGAGGAGCUGAGGAAGGACCCGGAGUUUUUAAGGUACUUUGAGGUUGUUGGGUGAUGAGGAUUGUUUUAUUGUUUAAUGGAAGUGAUUGUUCCAUUUUCAUAGUGGCAUACAAUUCUCAAGGUAAAUAGGAACAUUAAGCAGCAUUCUGAUG
Aspergillus pseudotamarii is the source of this 2113-nucleotide messenger RNA. Its product is annotated as transferase. NCBI's taxonomy places the organism in Eukaryota, Fungi, Ascomycota, Eurotiomycetes, Eurotiales, Aspergillaceae. Gene Ontology annotation, molecular function: acyltransferase activity, transferring groups other than amino-acyl groups. The transcript has a single exon. Gene Ontology annotation, biological process: secondary metabolite biosynthetic process. The coding region runs from base 673 to 2016 and encodes 447 amino acids. The record is from RefSeq and is a predicted model, not a curated record.